GUUUAGAGAUUUUAUAAAUUAUUAGUACUUAUUAAAUUCCAUCGUUAUCAUGAUUACGUAAGAAUUAAUCUGGAAGAUACGUUGACGUAUCAGGGAGGUUCCAACAAGAACAUCAUGGCUCCAAUAACAUUCGGAAUUUUAACCAUUAGUGACACUUGCUCUCAUGAUCCAACAAAAGACAGAAGUGGAGAGGAACUGGUGCACUUGAUAACUGAUCACAGCACUGACAGCGGAAGAAUCAUCAAGGGAUAUGUUGCUGAAGUGGCUAUUGUGCCUGACAAUGAAUUUUCCAUCAUGGAGACAUUGACGAAGUGGUCGGAUGAUGCGAAGGUAAAUGUCAUCCUGACAACGGGUGGCACUGGUUUUUCACCUCGAGAUGUAACUCCAGAAGCUACUAAAAAAAUUAUUCACAGAGAGGCCCCUGGGAUUGCUGUUGCCAUGUUGACAGCUAGUUUAAAAAUUACUCCAAUGGCUGCACUGUCAAGGUCCAUUUGUGGUAUUCGCAACAAGACCCUCAUAAUAAACCUCCCAGGAUCGCCAAAAGCUGCGAGAGAAUGUCUCGACGCAAUCGCAAUGACUAUUCCUCAUGCAGUUGAUCUUCUCCUGGAUCUGCAACCAAAGAUUAAAAAAAUCCAUGAAGAAGUUCAGAAUAGAGGAUGCAGACAUCAUCAUUUGGAAAACGAGAUGAUUGCUUUGAACCUGGGGAACGUGGCCAGCAGAUUGCGGGAAUCCCCGUAUCCCAUGAUAUCCAUGGAGCAAGCAAGAGAAAUAAUCAACGGUUACAGUUGGCAGGGGGAGAACGAAUUCGUGGAUUUGUGGAAUUGUCAUGGGAGGAUUUUGGCUGAUGAUGUCAGGGCUCAGUGCGAUUUACCACCCUUCAGGGCUUCUAUAAAAGAUGGAUAUGCAGUUAUUGCGAGUGAUGGUGCGGGACAGAGACGAGUAUUAGGUGGAGUUGAAGCUGGACACUCGCCAGGAUCAGUGAGACUGGAGUCGGGUUUCUGCGUUCGUGUGAACACAGGUGCUCCAGUCCCAGAGGAAGCGACAGCAGUCGUCCAGGUGGAGGAUACAAAGCUCUUGGAGAAAACCCCAGAUGGCAAGGAAGAGGAAUUAAUCGAGAUUUUAAUUUCACCAGAAGAGAAUCGAGACAUCAGGCCCAUUGGCAGUGACAUCGAGGAAGGAUCUCUACUCUUGAGACGUCACACAAAGAUCGGAGCAGUGGAGAUGGGGAUUCUAGCUGCCUGUGGCUGCACCAAAGUCAAAGUGAUUAAACUCCCAACCCUGGGAAUUCUCUCGACUGGAAACGAACUCCAGCAGGCAGGAGAGGAGCCUAGAGCUGGACACGUCUACGACAGCAACAAGAUUACUCUGAUGAUGUUGUUCAGGGAGUUGGGGUACGACCCCAAGGACAUGGGGAUUGCCAUCGACGACGAGAACGUCAUGAUUAAUUCGAUGAAAGACGCGUUGACCCGUGUAGAUGUCCUCAUCACCACUGGAUCAGUCUCUAUGGGGGACAGGGACAUGCUGAAACCUAUCCUCAAUCACGUCUUCAAGGCUGACAUUCAUUUUGGCAGAGUUAACAUGAAACCAGGAAAACCCACGACCUUCGCAACUUGUCAAUUCGAUGGCAGAACCAAAUACUUUGUUUGUCUACCUGGAAAUCCUGUCUCUGCUACCGUUACCGCGUAUCUAUUCGCCAUUCCUCUGUUACAUCGUCUAGCUGGAAAUUAUAUGCAGCCAACUAUUGUUCAGGCUCGGUUAACGUCAUCAUACCAAUUGGAUCCCCGGCCUGAGUAUGCGAGAGCUAUUUUGUUGUGGUCGGAGGAGGAACUGAUGCCUAGAGCUUAUAGCACUGGCAAUCAAAUUAGCAGUAAACUUCUCAGUUGCAAGAAUGCAAAUGCCCUUUUGAUGCUGCCAGGGAGGACUGCUGAUCGAAGAGAAAUGAAUGAAGGAGAUAUUGUGAGAGCGAUGCUCCUUGGGUUCCACCAAAAUGCUAUUUAGGAUUAAUUAUUUUAUUUAGUAGAAUAUUACUGCACGAUUUUUUAUAAUUUUAUAAGAAAAAGUAAUGAUUCUACAUUUCUACUUAUCAUAAUUAAUUAUUUUCUCUGUAGUAAGAGAAUGAUUAUAAAAAAAAGAUUCAUCUCAAUCUCUUGUUAUCAAUUGAUGCAUUGAUGCCUGAGUAAUUUAGUCAAAUAACU
Fopius arisanus is the source of this 2195-nucleotide messenger RNA. It is a transcript of the gene cin, whose product is annotated as Molybdenum cofactor synthesis protein cinnamon. The coding region runs from base 115 to 1998 and encodes 627 amino acids. Gene Ontology annotation, molecular function: molybdopterin molybdotransferase activity. The transcript has 6 exons. Gene Ontology annotation, biological process: gamma-aminobutyric acid receptor clustering; Mo-molybdopterin cofactor biosynthetic process; establishment of synaptic specificity at neuromuscular junction. Gene Ontology annotation, cellular component: cytoplasm; dendrite; postsynaptic membrane. NCBI's taxonomy places the organism in Eukaryota, Metazoa, Arthropoda, Insecta, Hymenoptera, Braconidae. The record is from RefSeq and is a predicted model, not a curated record.